Messenger RNA from Coniophora puteana RWD-64-598 SS2, 999 nucleotides. RefSeq lists its product as uncharacterized. Gene Ontology annotation, molecular function: histone acetyltransferase activity. The record is from RefSeq and is a predicted model, not a curated record. Bases 1 to 999 code for a protein of 332 amino acids. Gene Ontology annotation, biological process: regulation of DNA-templated transcription. The transcript has 5 exons. NCBI's taxonomy places the organism in Eukaryota, Fungi, Basidiomycota, Agaricomycetes, Boletales, Coniophoraceae.
AUGCGGAUACGCGUCAAGUCGCCGUCCAGCCCCCUUGUGGUUCGCUUGCGUAUACCGCCUAAAGGAAAGGGCAAGGAGAAAGAGGAGGAUGUGGAUCGCAACAUCUUUGAGGAUAUCCUCAGCGUAGAUGACAGGGACAUCGCGAAAACGACAAUCGAAGCUGGCGACAGGGCGCGCUUUGAAAGAAGCAAACACAUUGCUGAGGUACGCUUAUUCAAGCAAUUGCGAACAAUCAUCCUCAACCCAUCUCCAGUGCCCUCAACUCCUUUCCGUUGCACUCCUGGCGCAACUCCUUUCACUCCCACCUUUUCCCAAACACCCUUCACAGCGUCGAAAACACCGACUCUCCGCAUUCGUACUAUCCGCUUCGGCCCCUUCGACAUACAAACGUGGUUCGAUGCCCCAUUUCCGGAAGAAUACGCCAACCUUCCUGAUGGUCGACUAUGGAUUUGCGAAUUUUGCCUCAAGUAUAUGCGCAGCGGCUUUGCCUUUGGUCGACACAGGAUGAAGUGCAAAUCGCGCCAUCCUCCAGGGGAUGAGAUCUAUCGUGACGGCAAUGUGUCCAUAUUUGAAGUUGAUGGUCGCAAGAACAAGAUAUACUGUCAGAAUCUCUGCCUUCUAUCAAAGAUGUUCUUAGAUCACAAAUCAUUGUUCUAUGAUGUCGAGCCCUUCCUGUUCUAUGUGAUGACCGAGUUUGACGAUAUUGGAGCUCGGUUCAUCGGAUAUUUCAGCAAGGAGAAAUGCUCGCCGAAGGAUUUCAACGUCAGCUGUAUUAUGACUCUACCAGUCCGCCAACGUCGUGGUUGGGGGAAUUACCUGAUUGACUUUAGCUAUCUCUUAUCAAAGAAGGAACGGCGGUUAGGAUCACCUGAGAAGCCGCUCUCUGGCCUCGGUGCCUUGGGAUACAAGAAUUACUGGACGCUAGCAAUUAUGCGUUAUCUCCGAGAGGCCCCAGAUAAUCCACUUUUGCAAGGUACCUCAUCUUUCCAUGCCCCUUGA